Molecule: messenger RNA, 6290 nt
Organism: Oryzias latipes (Japanese medaka)
Lineage: Eukaryota; Metazoa; Chordata; Actinopteri; Beloniformes; Adrianichthyidae
Gene: smarca2
Product: SWI/SNF related BAF chromatin remodeling complex subunit ATPase 2
Biological process (GO): regulation of DNA-templated transcription
Cellular component (GO): nucleus
Molecular function (GO): histone binding; ATP binding
Source: RefSeq, a predicted model, not a curated record
AACAGCGAGACGAGAAAACUCUUCGUGACAGCAAAACAACACGGAGGGGGGGUGAACUUCGCAUUUUUUUGGGAAACAUUGCUCUAAUUUUGUGUAAUUGUGGACAUUUCCAGAUCAGCUUAGAGGUGUCACGCGUCCCGGUCCAUGUCCACCCCGUCGGACACUCCAGGUGGCAUGUCCCAUCCUGGCCCUUCCCCUGCGGCGGGGCUUUCCCCGGGGCCCAUCCUUGGCCCCAGUCCAGGCCCAGACCGCUCACCAAGUUCUGUUCACAGCAUGAUGGGGCCCAGUCCGGGGCCCGGAACGCCCAACGCCCCUCAUGGGAUGCAGGGUCAAGGACAAAGUGACUACUCUCAGGACGGCAUGUAUCCUAUGCACAAGCCCAUGGAGGCCAUGACUGACAAGUCAAUGACAGAAGCCAUGCAUUUUGGGCACAUGAAGGGUGUGGGGAUGAGAUCGCUCCACAGCGGGAUGGGUCCUCCUCAGAGCCCCAUGGACCAGCACAGCCAAGGUUACAUGUCUCCACAUCCUUCCCCCAUGGGAGUCCACGAGCACGCCUCCAGCCCCAUGCCAGGAGGUGGAGGUGGAGGUGGACCCACGCCGCCGCACAUCCCUCCCUCCCAGUCAGGUCCCAUGAUGCCCAUGGAAGGAGGCAUGGCCGGCAUGGGCCAGCAGGGCCGCGGACCCUCUGCCUUCAGCCCGGUCCAGCUGCAGCAGCUCAGAGCUCAGAUUCUGGCCUACAAGAUUCUGGCCCGCGGACAGCCGCUGCCCGAAAACCUCCAGCUGGCCGUUCAAGGCAAAAGGAGCCUACCCACAAUGCAACAGCAGCCACCGCAGCAGCCACCGCAGCAGCAGCAGCAGCAGGCGUCGAGUGUGAGCCCCUACAGACCUUCAGGGAUGCCAAUGGCGCAGAUGGGCGGCCCCCAGGCCAGCCCCUGCCCGGCGCCUGCCAUGCAGGGAGCCAAUCAGAGUGCAGCCAAGCCGUGGAGUGAUGGUGGAGAAAAUCAGGCCCACGUGCAGAAACACCUCACCCCCGUCUCCAGCGGGCGUCCCUCUCCCGCGCCGCCGCAGACCUCCGCUGUGCCUCCGGGGCCGGCACUGAGCGGCUCGGCAGCUGGACUCCCACCGGGCCAGCAGGUGUCUCCCAUGCUGCAGAUGCAGCAGAAGCAGAACCGCAUCACUCCCAUACAGAAGCCCCAGGGCUUGGACCCGAUGGGGAUCCUGCAGGAGAGGGAGUUCAGGCUGCAGGCUCGCAUCGCCCACCGAAUCCAGGAGCUGGAGAGUCUACCGGGGUCUCUGCCUCCUGACCUGAGGACCAAAGCCACUGUGGAGCUCAAAGCGCUCCGUCUGCUCAACUUUCAGCGGCAGCUGAGGCAGGACGUGGUGGCGUGCAUGAGGCGGGACACCACCCUGGAGACGGCGCUCAACUCGAAAGCUUACCGACGCAGCAAGCGGCAGACUCUGAGGGAGGCCCGCAUGACGGAGAAGCUGGAGAAGCAGCAGAAGCUGGAGCAGGAGAAGAAGCGCAGGCAGAAACACCAGGAAUACCUCAACAGCAUUCUGCAGCAUGCCAAGGACUUCAAAGAGUAUCACCGCUCGGUUUCCGGCAAAAUCCAGAAAAUCACCAGAUCCGUUGCCACGUGGCACACUAACACGGAGCGGGAGCAGAAGAAGGAGACGGAGAGGAUCGAGAAGGAGAGGAUGAGGAGGCUGAUGGCUGAGGAUGAGGAGGGGUACAGAAAACUGAUUGAUCAGAAGAAAGACAAGCGUCUGGCCUACCUGCUGCAGCAGACGGAUGAAUAUGUGGCCAACCUCACUGCUCUGGUUUACGAGCAUAAGGCUGCUCAGGCUGCCAAGGAGAAGAAGAGGAAGAAGAAGAGAAAGAAGAAGGUGGACGGAGACGGUGAAGGCACCAGCGCCUUUGGACUGGAUGGAGAGCCCAUUGAUGAGAGCAGCCAAAUGAGCGAGCUUCCUGUCAAAGUGAUUCAGACCGAGACCGGGAAGGUCCUACAGGGAACCGACGCCCCCAAGUCCAGCCAGCUGGAGGCUUGGCUGGAGAUGAACCCUGGGUAUGAAGUUGCUCCGCGGUCAGACAGCGAGGAGAGCGGCUCCGAGUUUGAAGAGGAGGAAGAAGACGAGAUGACAAAAGGAGAAAUGGAGGAGAAGAAAAUAAUCGAUCCCAACGGAGACGAAGUGACAGUGAAGGCUGCCAAGCACAUCAUCGAGUCGGCCAAACAAGACGUGGACGAUGAAUACAGCGUUCCUACGGACCAGACCAGCCUGCAGUCCUACUACGGCGUGGCGCACGCCGUCAUAGAGAAGGUGGAUAAGCAGUCCACGCUGCUGAUCAACGGCAUGCUCAAACAUUAUCAGAUCCAGGGUCUGGAAUGGAUGGUUUCUCUCUACAAUAACAACUUGAACGGGAUCCUGGCUGAUGAGAUGGGCCUCGGUAAAACCAUCCAAACCAUCGCGCUCAUCACCUACCUGAUGGAGCACAAAAGGCUCAACGGCCCGUACCUCAUCAUCGUUCCGCUUUCGACUUUGUCAAACUGGGUCUAUGAACUCGACAAAUGGGCUCCUUCUGUCGUCAAAAUUGCUUACAAGGGAACUCCCGCUCUGCGCCGGGGGCUCGUUCCUCAGCUUCGCAGCGGGAAGUUUAACGUCCUGCUGACCACCUAUGAAUACAUCAUUAAGGACAAGCACAUCCUGGCCAAGAUCCGUUGGAAGUACAUGAUCGUGGAUGAAGGUCACCGCAUGAAGAACCAUCACUGUAAGCUGACUCAGGUGCUGAACACCCACUACGUGGCCCCCCGCCGCCUCCUCCUCACCGGCACGCCGCUGCAGAACAAGCUGCCCGAGCUGUGGGCUCUGCUCAACUUCCUGCUGCCCACCAUCUUCAAGAGCUGCAGCACCUUCGAGCAGUGGUUCAACGCUCCGUUCGCCAUGACGGGAGAGAGGGUGGACCUGAACGAGGAGGAGACCAUUCUGAUCAUUCGCCGUCUGCAUAAGGUGCUCCGCCCCUUCCUGCUUCGUAGGCUGAAGAAGGAGGUGGAGUCGCAGCUUCCAGAGAAGGUGGAGUAUGUCAUCAAAUGCGACAUGUCGGCCAUCCAGAAGGUUCUGUACCGCCACAUGCAGAAGGGCAUCCUCCUCACCGACGGCUCCGAGAAAGACAAGAAGGGUAAGGGAGGCGCCAAGACCCUGAUGAACACCAUCAUGCAGCUGAAGAAGAUCUGCAACCAUCCAUACAUGUUCCAGCACAUUGAGGAGUCUUUCGCGGAGCAUCUGGGAUAUCCAAACGGCAUCAUCAGUGGGCCCGACCUGUACCGAGCUUCAGGGAAGUUUGAGCUCCUGGAUCGGAUCCUCCCAAAGCUGCAUGCCACAGGCCACCGAGUGCUGCUCUUCUGCCAGAUGACCACCCUCAUGACCAUCAUGGAGGACUACUUCGGAUACCGCAACUUCCUGUAUUUACGCCUCGACGGAACAACCAAGUCAGAGGACCGAGCCGCGCUGCUGAAGAAGUUCAACGAGGAAGGAUCUCAGUACUUCAUCUUCCUCCUCAGCACCAGAGCCGGCGGCCUCGGCCUCAACCUGCAGGCCGCCGACACCGUGGUCAUCUUUGACAGCGACUGGAACCCGCACCAGGACCUCCAGGCUCAGGACCGCGCCCACCGCAUCGGGCAGCAGAACGAGGUGCGCGUCCUCCGCCUCUGCUCCGUCAACAGCGUGGAGGAGAAGAUCCUGGCGGCUGCCAAAUACAAACUGAACGUGGACCAGAAAGUCAUCCAAGCCGGCAUGUUUGACCAGAAGUCCUCCAGCCACGAGCGCCGCGCCUUCCUGCAGGCCAUCCUGGAGCACGAGGAGCAGAACGAGGAGGAAGAUGAGGUCCCUGAUGAUGAAACCCUUAACCAGAUGAUUGCUCGCAAUGAAGAUGAGUUUGAGCUCUUCAUGCGCAUGGACAUGGACCGAAGGAGGGAGGACGCCAGGAACCCCAAACGGAAGCCCCGCCUCAUGGAGGAAGACGAGCUGCCGUCCUGGAUCAUCAAAGACGACGCCGAGGUGGAAAGGCUCACCUACGAGGAGGAAGAGGAGAAGAUGUUCGGAAGAGGGUCCCGCUGCCGCCGGGACGUGGACUACAGCGACGCGCUGACCGAGAAGCAGUGGCUGAGGGCCAUCGAGGACGGAAACCUGGAGGAGAUGGAGGAGGAGAUCCGGCUGAAAAAGCGCAAACGCAAAAGACGCCAGGACAAGGACUCGUCCAGCAGGGAGGAGGGAGGCGGCAAGGCCAGGAAGAGACGUGGGCGGCCGCCGGCAGAGAAGCUCUCCCCCAACCCCCCCAAGCUCACCAAGCAAAUGAACACCAUCAUCGACACCGUGAUCAACUACAGAGACGGCGCCGGACGGCAGCUCAGUGAAGUCUUCGUUCAGCUUCCGUCCAGAAAGGAGCUCCCGGAAUAUUACGAGCUGAUCAGAAAACCCGUGGACUUCAAGAAGAUCAAGGAACGUGUGAGGAACCAUAAAUACAGGAGCGUGGGCGACCUGGAGAAGGAUGUGAUGCUGCUCUGUCAAAACGCUCAGACCUUCAACUUGGAGGGAUCACAGAUCUACGAGGACUCCAUCGUCCUGCAGUCGGUGUUCAAGAGCGCCAGACAGAAGAUCGCCAAAGAUGACGACACGGAGGAAGACAGCGACGAAGACGAUGAUGAUGACUAUGAGUCGGAGGCUGAGGCCAAGGCCGUUCGCGUGAAGAUCAAGCUGAGCAGGGAGGGCCGCGGCGACAAAGGAAAGAAGAGGCAGAGCCGGGGGAAGGCCAAGCCGGUGGUGAGCGAUGACGACAGCGACGAGGAGCCGGACGAUAACGAUCAGUCGGACAAAACCCAAAGUGACGACGACUGAGGAGGGAGGGAUGAGGACGAUCAGUGCACUUAUGAAGCAGAGGUUCCUCUUUCACGCCUCGUCGUUCAUUCGUGUUUCUGUUUUCUGACGACGGCGAUAUCGCCUCUGAUCCCAGAUCCGGUGCUUUUCCGGCCUUUUUUCUCAUCUGUGUGCUUCAAAGCAAAAGCACCAAAAAGCUCUUUUACAAAUCUACUUUAUUCUUUCUAAAUGUGCUUUUUCUUUAUUUGUUUAUUUACCAAUCUUCUAAAAAUGUUUAAAAAAAUUCAUGAUCAGUUUUAGACCCUCAAAAGUCAGGCUUUUAAUUUGUAGGAAGAAGUGUGUCAGGUGUUGAACGGCGACGGUUUUCCUGCAGCAUUCCAAAGCUUUGUAUCAAGGACACACCUGUGAGCCACACCUGGGGGCGUGGCUGUGAGCCAUGCCCCCAGGUGUGGCUCUCCUUUGGCUUCACAGCAGCAGGAGAUGCUGAACAUUUGUAACCCAAACAGUAUUACAGAAAAGUGACUUUUGGAUCGGUGACCUGCAGCAACCACUCAGUUUUCGGGAGUCAAAACUUUUUCCCGCUUUUUUAAAAAAAAAUUGAAACAAACCGCUUCAACUCGGGUCUCCAAACCCUGAAGAUGGUCAAAAGUCUUUAAGUUGGGACGGCGUCUUCUUUUUGACCACAUGAGUUUUUUUACGUUUUAUUGUGUGGUAACUUUACGAAUCUGCAUUUUUGUUUUUUCCUCAGAUCCAUUAGGUCAAAGGUCAAACGUUUGCAAUGGCAGACUUUUUUUUUAGAAAUAAGAAAUAAAAACUCCUCUUUGUUUUUUUCUUAUUUCCCCAAACAAAAACAUUUGAAGUGAUUUUUUUUUUUAUUAAAGUUACUUGUUACACAUUUAUAAAACAAUCAGUUUGAAAAAUCUAGAAAUAAAAAUGAUUACAUAACAAAAACAUUAAGACAAUAACUAUAAAGCCGAUGAUUCUUCAGCUCCUUUUCCUUCAAACAUUUCAUAAAAAUGUUGCUUUUUACCUUUUUAAUGUUCGAUAUUUGAUCUGUUCUGAGAAAAAACUUUCUCUUUUGUGUUUCUUUAGUGAAACCAGCAGUAAUGAAAUAAACAAGCCGUUCAGAUAAAAACUGGUUUUUAUUCUAGAACCAUGAAAAAUGGUUUAUAUCCUAAAAUAGAAACUAACUUGCUUUGUUUUGAAAAGUGUUGAUGAAUUUGGCCGUUUGUGCUUUUGUGAUUCCUUCAGGAACUUCCUGUUGUUGGUAGUGUGACUUCCUGCUUAAACCUUGCUCUCCGUGUUUGUGCUUGCUGACUCCAUAAGUGUGACUUUAAAUUUGCUUUCUUUGCACAGCGUCUUUGUGGUUGUAUCUCAUACCCCGAGGGCAAAUAAAUAAAGAUCCGAUUUUCAGCACAAAA